Messenger RNA from Orbicella faveolata, 2545 nucleotides. Its product is annotated as deoxyribodipyrimidine photo-lyase-like. The record is from RefSeq and is a predicted model, not a curated record. Gene Ontology annotation, molecular function: deoxyribodipyrimidine photo-lyase activity. NCBI's taxonomy places the organism in Eukaryota, Metazoa, Cnidaria, Anthozoa, Scleractinia, Merulinidae. Gene Ontology annotation, biological process: photoreactive repair.
UUUUGUUUUCGUGGCGAUUGCUUGAACCGUUUUUCUUUCGUUCGCCAACUUCGCGUAAGGGUCACGUGUCAUGUCGUCACGAAGAAAACGCGGGAAUUUUCUGCGUUACAAAACAAGUGUUUCUGGAUGUGUCGUUACUCAGUGGCAAGGACAGUUUUCCUCAAACUUUCUUCUUCAUUCCGAUCUUUCUACCUAUUUUCCCGUCGGAGGGUCUUAAGACGAGAGGGAUGAUGGGAAGGAAGAUGAGAGGACUGGGAAAGAAUCAGCAAUGGAAGAGAAAAGUCACGUGUUAUGUCACGAAGAAAAACGCGGGAAUACAUAACAAGUGCUGUUGUAUGUGUUGUUACUCAGUGGCAAGGACGUUUUUCGUGAUCGCCGAACUUUCUUCUUCGUUCCGAUCUUUCUACCUAUUUUCUCGUCGGAGGUCACAUCAACAGUUAUUUCGGAAUAACUUCAGAUUUGUCUGCAUGGCGAGCGAACCUCCAGCUAAGCGAACCAAGAAAGAAAUCGCUGAAACAAGCGACAGCAAUGGCGGAGACGAAAGUAUUCUGGCCACAUACAUGGCGAAAAGACAAAAAGUUUGUAAAUCCGUGGUCGAUUUUAAAUUCGAUAAGAAAAGAGUGCGGCUUAUUACAUCCAAUGUAGAUAUGCCAGAGACUUGCAAAGGAAUCGCUUACUGGAUGUGGAGAGAACAAAGAGUUCAGGACAACUGGGCUUUACUGUAUGCCCAAAGAAUGGCCAUUAAACAGGAAGUACCACUCGUUGUGUGCUUCUGUUUGCCAUCCAAAUACCUUGAUGCUGCAUUCAGGCAGUACAGUUUUAUGAUCACAGGUCUCCAAGAGGUUGAAAAGGAGCUGACCGAGUUAAAUAUUCCCUUUCAUAUGCUUCUUGGUGAACCAGACAAAGUCCUUCCAGAUUUUAUUAAAUCCAAGGAAAUAGGUGGUGUUGUAACAGACUUUACACCAAUGAGAACACCAAUGAAAUGGCUGGAGAAUACUGCUAAAGAAUUACCAAAAACUGUUCCAGUUUGCCAGGUGGAUGGCCACAACAUUGUCCCUUGUUGGCAGGCAUCUCCAAAGUUGGAGUACGGUGCAAGAACUAUUCGACCUAAAAUUCAGGGCCAGUUAAAGCAGUUCCUUACAGAAUUUCCACCUGUGAUUAAGCAUCCUUAUGUUGCAAAAGAUGCAGCAAAGAAGACAGUGGACUGGAAAGCUGUGGAUGAGUUCAUUGAAGUUGAUCGUAGUGUCAAAGAGGUUGAAUGGGCCAAACCAGGAACUAAAGCUGGACUGGAAAUGCUGGAAACAUUUUGCCACGAGAGACUCAAGUAUUUUGCUACAGAUAGAAAUAAUCCAACUAAGAGUGCUCUGAGUAACUUGUCACCUUGGUUCCAUGCAGGUCACAUCAGUGCACAACGAGCAAUACUUAGAGUCAGAGAAUUCCGCAACAAAUCUAAAGAGUCUGUCGAGGCCUUCAUUGAAGAGGCAGUAGUAAGGAGAGAGUUGGCUGACAACUUUUGUUUCUACAAUCUGGAUCACUACGACUCCAUCAAAGGGACGAAUGCAUGGGCGCAGAAAACUUUACAAGACCAUGCUCAGGACAAGCGGGAAUAUUUGUACACAAGAGAACAACUUGAAAAUGGGCAAACUCACGAUGACCUGUGGAAUGCUGCUCAGCUUCAAAUGGUCAAUGAAGGUAAAAUGCAUGGUUUUCUGCGGAUGUACUGGGCUAAGAAAAUCCUUGAGUGGACAGCAUCCCCUGAAGAAGCUUUACAGGUGUCUCUCUACCUCAAUGACAAGUUUGAACUGGAUGGAAAUGACCCUAAUGGUUAUGUGGGCUGUAUGUGGUCUGUGUGUGGAAUACAUGAUCAAGGUUGGGGUGAGAGGCCUGUGUUUGGCAAAAUCCGUUACAUGAACUACAACGGCUGCAAGAGAAAAUUUGAUGUGGCUGAAUUUGUGCGAAAAUAUGGGCCAGGAAAGGAUAAGAGCUCUGUUGCAUCUACAAAGAGUGUCCUAAACAGGAAAAGGAAGGCAAAGUGACUGCACAUGUAAAGAUUUAUUAUUUUUAAUUAUUCAGGAAGAUUUCUUGAGAGAACUGACAUUUUCUUGUGUUGUUGUAUUUGUAGAAAAGCCUAGCAUUCUUGGAUUACUCAGUUAUGCAUGUUACCAAAAUGUUUGUGCAAGGGAAAGAAAGCAAGUGAACUAGCUAUAAUUUUAUUUCUGUCACAUUAGUGCUCAUUCUUAUCCCCUUGAACUGUAUUGUAUAUUCCCCUAAACAGACCUUGUUAGCUUGGGUGGUUUGUUUUCCCACUACAGGUAACCUGAUAUUCUUUAGGAGAUUUUUAUUCUUUUAACCAUCUAAAAAUUAUGUACAGUAUUCACAUAUACAAGACUAUUUGAUAGUCUGAAAACGAGAAUUCUCAAGAGUUUCAUCACAUGGUCUGAAAUUGGGCAACAAACCUAUUAUAAACAAUAAUAGUUAUUAUUGGAUAAGGUUUUUGUGAUAUCCAAUAGGAGGUGCGGUGGCCUCAUGGUUAGUGCGCUCGUCU